GCGGCAGACGAUCAGUUGGCUGCCAGCCGAACUGGGAUGUGGAUGUAGACGCGAUGUUCUUGUUUUGCCGGAUUUAAAAGAAAAAUAUUCUGUCGUUUCGAACGAUACUUCGAUGGAAAUAAGGUAGAAAAAGAUGGUUUCUUCCCCUACGGAAUUCUAGAUAAUGAUCUGGCAAAGGUUGCGACUUUGUCCAGUCAUCUACUUACUAAUAUGGAUCGCACAGGGAAUACAUUACAGAGAUGAUGAAGUGGAUCACAUAUACGUUCAGGUCGGACACAACGUCACCAUCCAGUGCAGGGAGGUGGUGGAUGCCAAAACGGUGCAUCGGAUCGAAUGGUGGAAGGAGGACAAGAAAAUCGUGGAUAUUCAGGGGGAGCACAAGUCCACGUGGGAAGCCGCUUCGCACGUGUCCAUACUGCCCAACACCUACACCCUAUACUUUCGUCGGGUGCGAACGGAGGACAGCGGAGAAUAUUCGUGCGCCGUCAACGGAAAGCGACGCAAAGACGGAGUGGUCAAGCUCUUCGUCCAGGGUGAGUUUUUCUACUACUUUCUAUUAUCGUGCUACCUACGGCGCCGAAUCCGUCCGGCGAGAGGAAUUUAUCGCAUUUAUUCGGUCGCGGAUAUCGAUCGCUAUCUCUGUUUCGCUGUCGCGGGGUCGACUAUCGACCGGCCGUUCGAGUCCCGUGUUAGGUUCGAUUGGCGCCUCGUCCCCACCGAUUUAAUUCGAAACCCGGCCGCGGUAUUUGUCAACACCAAUCACGUGAUUAGCGCGCAUUACUCGUCCAAUUACCGAGCGAUACUCGGCUUUUAA
Molecule: messenger RNA, 814 nt
Organism: Centruroides sculpturatus (bark scorpion)
Lineage: Eukaryota; Metazoa; Arthropoda; Arachnida; Scorpiones; Buthidae
Exons: 2
Coding region: 164-814 (216 amino acids)
Source: RefSeq, a predicted model, not a curated record